This is a messenger RNA of Vicia villosa (hairy vetch), 2295 nucleotides long. RefSeq lists its product as uncharacterized. The record is from RefSeq and is a predicted model, not a curated record. Lineage: Eukaryota; Viridiplantae; Streptophyta; Magnoliopsida; Fabales; Fabaceae. Bases 1 to 2295 code for a protein of 764 amino acids. The transcript is spliced from 2 exons.
AUGAGGUGGGUUAACGACGGAGAUAUUAAUAGCAAUUUCUUUCAUCACACCAUGAAGGAAAGGAGGAAUAGGAAUCAUAUUGGCUCCAUCAAUUCCAACGGUGGGUUAGUAACGUCGGUGAGGGAGGUAAAAGAGGCGGUUAAAGUGCACUUUGAGAACAAAUUUAAGGAAGAGUGCGUGGUUAGACCUUAUUUAGAUGGCGUCCAUAUAAAGUCUUUGAGUGGGGAGGAAUGUCUUGGUCUUGAGGUUCCUUUCUUGGAAUCAGAAAUUAGGGAAGUGGUGUGGAGCUGUGAUGGGGCGAAGAGUCCGGGUCCUGAUGGUUUAACUUUUCUCUUCUUUAGGAGAUGUUGGUCCUUCUUGAAAAGUGAUGUUUUGAAGUGCUUGAAUGAUUUCUAUUAUGGUGCUAUCUUAUCAAAAUCCAUUACUUCUUCUUUUCUUUUGCUUAUUCCGAAAUCUUCCAAUCCUUUGUGUCUUGAGGAUUAUCGACCUAUUUGUUUGAUCGAUUGUAUCCAUAAAAUUAUAUCAAUGAUUUUGGCCGGUAGAAUUAAGAAGAUCCUUUCGUCUAUUAUAUCCGAUUGUCAAAGUGCUUUUAUUCCGGGUAGGCAUAUGAUUGAUGGGGUUCUUGUGGCGAAUGAGUUAGUGGAUUAUUCUUUGAAGGAAGGAAAGGAUUGUCUUCUUUUUAAAGUGGAUUUUGAAAAAGCGUAUGAUAAGGUGAGUUGGAACUUUUUCAGAUACAUGAUGAGGAGGAUGGGGUUUGGGGAUAGAUGGAUGAAGUGGAUGGAGGCUUUGGUUUUUUCUAGUAAGAUUUCGGUUCUAGUUAAUGGGAGUCCUACUAGGGAAUUCGGUGUCGAAAGGGGUCUUCGUCAAGGAGAUCCUAUUUCUCCCUUUCUUUUUGUCAUUGUAGCGGAGGGCUUGAAAUGUCUAAUUAAUAAGGCGGUGGAUAAUGGUGAUUAUGUGGGGUGUCACUUGAACGGUAAAUGCUUUGUUGACGUUCUCCAAUUUGCGGAUGGUACCUUAUUGAUUGGAGAUGGGAGUUGGAAACAUCUAUGGGCCAUUAAAGCGGUUUUAAAAGGGUUUGAAUUGGGUGUGGAGGAGAAGAGGAAAAUUCAUUGGAUUAGUUGGAAAGAGGUUUGUUUGCCUUUAGAGAAAGGUGGCUUUGGCUUGAGGAGUCUUGAAGAAUUCAAUAUCGCGCUUCUUUUGAAAUGGAAUUGGAGGAUCUUGAAAGCCUCUAAUUCUUUGUGGUAUCGGGUUUUAAAAGCUAGAUAUGAGAAUAUUAAUUUGAAAGCUUUGGUAGGAGAGCCGAAACACAUUCCUCGGGCUAAUAGAUCAGUGUGGUGGUCGAAUAUCUUGUCUUUGAGAAAGUAUUUACCGAAAGGCUUCUUUGCUAAUAACAUUAAAUUUGAAGUGGGACGUGGGCAUUCGAUUCCUUUUUGGCAUGCCGCUUGGUUAGACGUGGGGAUUCUUAAACAAAUCUUUCCGGCUUUGUUUUACUCUUCUCUUUUGCAGGAUGUUGCUAUUUCCGGAAUGGGUGGUUGGGUGCUAGGCCAAUGGAGGUGGGGUGACCUAGGAGUGCAUUCCGGGGCUGGUUCGGAAGCGCGAGAGCUGCUGCCAUUUCUCCAACAGUUGCUGCCAGCGUCUCUUCCGUGUGAAACUGGGCCGGAUUCGGCUUCUUGGGUGCUGGAGAAGGAUGGUUUAUUUUCCGUCGCAUCUUGCUUCAAUGAGAUGUCUAAGUUAGCUCAACCGUUUGGUCCGGUAAACCGCUAUGAUUUCAUUUAUUCUUUAGUGUGGAAGGUGGAGGUUCCACUUAAAGUUAAAGCCUUUGGAUGGAGAUGUUUCAAGAAUAAGAUCCCGACAAAAAAUUUGCUUUUGAAUCGAGGUAUUUCUCUAUCUUCCUCGAAUAUUGGUUGUGUGUUUUGCGAAGAGACUACCGAAAGUUCUAAACAUUUGUUAUUGGAUUGUCGGAAGUCCGAAGCGGUUUGGAAUUAUAUGGCUAGUUGGAUUGGAAUGAAUUACGAAAAACCUUACGAUGUUAUGGAGAGCUAUUGGAAUUGGAGUAGUUUUUGUCACAAAAAGAAAGUUAGGAGAGGCAAAGAGGGAAGCAUUUGGUUGGCUAUUGUGUGGAGUAUUAGGCUUAAUAGGAAUGAUAUUAUCUUCAAAAAUUCCUCUUGCAAUGUUAUUGAUUUAGUUUGGUCUUGUAAAUUGCUUGUUUGGAGAUGGUCUUUUAUAGGGAAAAUUAAUCAUCCCAAUUGCAACUUCUAUGAGUUUUGCAAAUCCCCAUUGUAUUACUUAAGUUAG